UCACAGCUCAUCAGCAUAUCAACCCGGCAUGGCUGUCGGAUUCCUCGGUCUCGGCGUCAUGGGCCUCCCCAUGGCCUGUAACCUCGCCCGCCAUUACCCACUUACAGUCUGGAACCGGAGCGCGUCGAAAUAUGCACUUCUCACCGACACAGAGAACAUAACGGUAGCCGAGACGCCACUGCAGGUCAUAGAGGCCUCGGACAUCAUCUUCAUCAUGCUCUUCGACGCCGACGCAAUUGACGCCGUCCUCACCAACGAGGUCAAAAGCGCCCUGAGGGGUAAAACAGUCGUGAAUUCCACCUCCGUCACCGUGGAAUAUAGCCAAAAUCUCGGCGAAACAAUCCACGACGUCUUCGGCGGCGACUUUCUCGAGAUGCCCGUAAGCGGAAGCAAGAUCCCCGCAGAGCAAGGCCAUCUCGUCGGAUUAAUGGCCGGCGAAGUUGACGUCGCCGAGCGAGUCCGCCCAUUCCUGCACCCACUCACCAGCGCAGCGAUCUACUGCGGACCCUUGGGCUCUGGACUCAAGGCGAAGUACGCGGCGAAUACCUUCGCGACGAUACUCGCCGCCGGCGUCGCGGAGACGAUGCAGUUUGCGCAGGCGCUGGGUCUCGAGCUGGAAGCGUUUGGGCGCGUGUUGAACGCGUCUCCGAUGGCGUCGGCGUAUUCGAGGGGGAAGGUUGCGAAGAUUCAAGAUGGGGACUGGGAGGCGCAGGCUUCGGUGGGUGUUUGCUGUUAUAGUGCGCGGCUUAUUGAGGCUGCUGCGGAGGAGGCGGGGGCAGGCCUGCCAUUGAUGAGGACGUGUAAGGGGUUGUAUCAGGAGGCGAUGGAGGAUGGGCUUGGUGAGGAGGAUAUGGUUGCUGUUAUCAAGACUAUUGCGAAGCGGAAGAGUGGAUAGAGGAGUAUUUUUGUUUCUUGGGAUUUAGUCAAAAGCAAAAGAGAUGGCAUAACGCAGCUGAGAAGUGUACUAUGUACAUAUAAUGAUAGAGCUUGUAUAUCCAGGAGAGAGCGAAUGUUUUGUAUCCGUAGUUCACUAUCCAACUUUUUUGACCUACCAGCCGUACCGCUAUUGCUGAGUUACCGACAAGU
Messenger RNA from Aspergillus calidoustus, 1086 nucleotides. NCBI's taxonomy places the organism in Eukaryota, Fungi, Ascomycota, Eurotiomycetes, Eurotiales, Aspergillaceae. The record is from the annotation of a GenBank genome assembly.